This is a messenger RNA of Cornus florida, 1702 nucleotides long. Its product is annotated as polyadenylate-binding protein RBP47-like. Gene Ontology annotation, cellular component: cytosol. Gene Ontology annotation, molecular function: mRNA binding. The transcript has 6 exons. Lineage: Eukaryota; Viridiplantae; Streptophyta; Magnoliopsida; Cornales; Cornaceae. The record is from RefSeq and is a predicted model, not a curated record. Bases 212 to 1480 code for a protein of 422 amino acids.
AAACCCUUUUUUCAGUCCUCUUUGGGCCGACUCUAAUUUCUCUCUCUCUAAACUCUCUCUCUCUAGCCCUGGUUCUGUUCUUUCAGACCAGGCCGCCACACUCUUUCUGUCUCUUUACCAAUUCGGCUCCAAAUCUCUGAUUUAGAGAGAGAGAGAAGGGAGAGGAGAGAGAGAGGGAGAAGGGAGGGGAGAGGAGAGAGAGAGGAACUUCAUGAUGCAGUCAACCAACGGUGCUGAUCUGAAUCAACAGCAGCAACAGCAGUAUCAGCAGCAACAAUGGAUGCAGCAGUAUCAGCAGCAAUGGAUGGGCAUGCAAUACCCUGCGGCUGCAAUGGCGAUGCAGCAUCAGAUGAUGUAUCAUCAGCAACAUUACAUGCCCUAUCAACAGCAACAACAGCAGCCCUAUCAACAGCAACAACAGCGACUGGCUCAGUCCGAAUCUCAGAUUCAGGUCACCAGCGAAGACAACAAGACGAUCUGGGUCGGUGACCUCCAACUUUGGAUGGAUGAGACCUACCUUAGCACCUGCUUCGCUCACACUGGCGAGCUCUCCUCUGUAAAGGUUAUUCGCAACAAGCAGACAGGUCAAUCAGAACGAUAUGGAUUCAUAGAGUUUUUUUCUCAUGCAGCAGCUGAGAAAGUUUUGCAGAACUAUAAUGGCACUAUCAUGCCAAAUACAGAUCAAGCUUUUCGCCUGAAUUGGGCAACUUUUAGUACAGGUGAUAGGCAUCCAGAUGCUGGUUCUGGUCUAUCUAUUUUUGUAGGAGAUUUGGCUUCAGAUGUUACCGACGCAGUAUUGCAUGAAACUUUUGCCACUAGAUAUCCAUCUGUUAAAGGUGCAAAAGUUGUUGUUGAUCCAAAUACUGGCCGUUCAAAAUGUUAUGGUUUUGUUAGGUUUGGUGAUGAAAAUGAGAGGUCCAGGGCCAUGACUGAAAUGAAUGGCAUGUAUUGUUCAAGCAGGCCCAUGCGCCUAGGUGUUGCAACCCCCAAGAAGCCAUCGGGAUAUUCAUCACAAGCUGUGGUAUUGGCUGGUGGAUAUGCAGCAAAUGGUGUUAUGCCUCAGGGCUCCCAGUCUGACAGUGAUUCAUCUAACACAACAAUAUUUGUGGGAGGGCUCGACUCAGAUAUCACUGAUGAAGAUCUCAGGCAGACCUUUUCUCAGUUUGGCGAAGUUCUCUCUGUAAAAAUACCACCUGGAAAAGGAUGUGGUUUUGUACAAUUUGCUAACAGAAGCAGUGCCGAGGAUGCAAUUCAAAUGCUGAAUGGGACCGUGCUUGGCAAGCAGACAGUUCGUCUUGCUUGGGGUCGAAGUCCAGCGAACAAGCAGUUUAGAACGGAUUCUAAUAACCAAUGGAAUGGGGGUUACAAUGGAAGGCAAGGUUAUAGCAGGCAAGGAUAUGCUGCGCCAGAGAAUCAGGAUCCAAGCACGUAUGCUGUGGCGUCAAAUGGCUAUAGCAAUCACCAGCAGCCAGUAAGCUGAACUUACUGGACAGGCAUUUUGAUUGCAUUUGUCAAAAACUUGAGCAAAAUUAUGACAGAAUCAGUUGCUUGUUUACUAAAACUUGUUCUUUGUUGAGUUUUGUAGCUGGAUAGGAUUUCGUACCGCUGACUUCUACAAUAUUUUGUUAAAACCUAUUGGAAUUUUAGGGGCAACCAUUUGAACUUAAUUGAUUCAUGAAUCAUGGUUUAUGCUUGUGGACCA